Messenger RNA from Ceratosolen solmsi marchali, 3756 nucleotides. It is a transcript of the gene SMC3, whose product is annotated as structural maintenance of chromosomes 3. The transcript has 19 exons. Lineage: Eukaryota; Metazoa; Arthropoda; Insecta; Hymenoptera; Agaonidae. The record is from RefSeq and is a predicted model, not a curated record. Gene Ontology annotation, biological process: chromosome organization. Bases 85 to 3693 code for a protein of 1202 amino acids. Gene Ontology annotation, cellular component: chromosome. Gene Ontology annotation, molecular function: ATP hydrolysis activity; protein binding; ATP binding.
AAAUAAAGUAAUUGUUUAUUAACUCGUCGAGAAUUCCAAGACGGAUGCGUAAACAAUGUUUAUGUGAUUACUUAGAAGUAAAACAUGUACAUUAAGCAGGUUAUUAUUCAAGGCUUCAAAUCAUAUAGAGAACAAACAGUAGUAGAGCCUUUUGAUCCAAGGCAUAAUGUAGUUGUUGGUAGAAAUGGAUCAGGAAAAAGUAAUUUCUUCUACGCUAUACAAUUUGUUUUAAGCGAUGAAUUUUCUCACUUACGACCAGAACAGCGUCAAGGGCUUCUUCAUGAAGGAACUGGACCCAGGGUGAUUUCUGCUCAUGUAGAAAUCAUCUUUGAUAAUUCAGAUGGAAGGUUGCCUAUUGAUAAGGACGAAGUAUAUCUGAGAAGAGUUAUUGGUUCCAAAAAAGAUCAAUAUUUCCUUAAUAAGAAAAUUGUAACAAGAAGCGAUGUAAUGAAUCUUUUAGAAUCUGCUGGAUUUUCUAGAUCAAAUCCUUAUUAUAUCGUUAAACAAGGAAAAAUCAAUCAAAUGGCAACUGCACCUGAUUCUCAACGAUUAAAAUUAUUGCGCGAGGUGGCUGGUACAAGAGUUUACGAUGAUAGAAGAGAAGAAUCAAAAUCUAUACUUAAAGAAACAGAAGGAAAACUUGAAAAAAUUCAAGAUUUUCUACGUACAAUAGAGGAAAGAUUACAAACUUUAAGGGAAGAAAAAGAGGAGCUUAAAGAAUAUCAAAAAUGGGAUAAGCAGAGAAGAAGUUUAGAGUAUAUUAUUCAUGAACGUGAAUUAAAAGAAAAUAAGCGCAAGCUUGAAGAGUUGGAAGAUUCUCGAGCAAAAAGUGGUCAAGAACAGGCAAGUUUAACAGCCGAAGUAAAAACUGCUCAAGAAAAAGUAAAGUUAGCUACAAAAAGGCAUAAAGAAGCUAAGAAAGAGGCACAAACCGCUAAAGAAGAACGAGAUACACUUAGUGCUGAACAACAACAACUUUUGAAAGAAAAGACGAAGCUUACCUUUACGAUAAAUGACUUAAUGGAAGAAGUUAGAGGGGAUAAUGAUAGUCGCAAACGAGCUGAAGAAGAAUUAGAAAAGUUAAGAAGUCAAAUUGCUGCAAAGGAAGCUGAAUUAGAAAACAUAAAGCCACAAUAUGAAGAAAUGAAAAGGAAAGAAGAAGAAAUAACAAGAGAAUUAGCGUUAAAGGAGCAGAAACGUAAAGAAUUGUAUGCUAAACAAGGAAGAGGAAGUCAGUUCACUACAAAGGCGGAAAGAGAUAAUUGGAUACAGCAAGAAUUAAAACAACUAAAUAAGCAGAUAAAAGAUAAAGAAGAACACGAAAAGAAAAUUACCGAAGAUUUGAAAAAAGACGAGGAAAAACGUGCGUCCUUAGAAAAGAAAAUUCAAGAGUACACUCGAGAAAUGGAAUGCCAAAAAGCUUCUAUAGACGAGCAUAAUAAACAAUAUUAUGAUCUAAAUAAAUCAAAGGACCAAUGUCAGGCCACACGUAAAGAACAGUAUCGACAGGAAAGUAUUCUACAACUUAAUUUAUCAGGUUUAAAGGAAGAUUUAGCGAAAGCUGAUCAAAGCCUUAGAUCUAUGGCUGGUAAACCUAUUCUUAAUGGUAGAGACAGUGUUCGUAAAGUGCUUGAUACUUUUAGAGAUCGUCCAGAUAUGGCAAAAGAAGUAAGUAGCUAUUAUGGUCCAGUGAUUGAAAAUUUUGACUGCGAUAAAAGUGUGUACAUGGCUGUUGAAGUGACGGCUGGCAACCGCCUCUUCCAUCACAUAGUGGAAACAGAUAAAUUUGGCACCAAAAUUUUAAAAGAAAUGAAUAAUCAACGUUUACCGGGUGAAGUGACAUUUAUGCCUUUAAAUCGCUUACACGUAAAAACUAUCGAUUAUCCACAAACUCCGGAUGCUAUACCAAUGAUAUCAAAAUUAAACUACGAUGACAAAUAUGACAAAGCCUUAAGGUAUAUUUUUGGAAAAACUCUUAUAUGUCGUAAUUUGGAAGCUGCGACAAGUCUCGCACGUACGUCUGGUCUUGAUUGUGUGACUCUAGAAGGAGAUCAAGUAUCAUCUAAAGGUUCAUUAACGGGUGGUUAUUUCAAUACAUUAAGAUCUCGAUUGGAAAUACAAAAGAACAGGUCGGAAUUAAUGGCUCAAAUUAACUCAUUGGAAACCCAAUUAACAAAUUUAAAAGAAGAAAUAAAAAAUGCCGAUCGUAAUAUUAGCUCGUAUGUAAGUGAAAUGCAACGUACUGAAACAAAAAAUAGUAAAGCCAGAGAUAUAUUUGAUAAAAUGAAAGGUGAAAUACGUAUAAUGAAAGAAGAACUUAGUGCAAUCGAAAGGUACAAAGUACCAAAAGAAAAAAGUUUACAACAGUGCAAAUCAAGUUUGGAAGCCAUGUAUGCUACAAAAGAAGGUUUAGAAAGUGAACUUCAUCAAGAUUUAAUGGAACAACUUUCCGUUGCUGAUCAGCACCAGGUUGAUCAAUUGAAUGAUGCUAUUAGGCGCUUAACAAAAGAAAAUAAAGAAGCGUUCGUAAAGAGAAUGAAAUUAGAAGCCGAGAAGAAUAAAUUAGAAAAUUUGCUAACUAACAAUUUAGUACGUAGAAAAGACGAAUUAGUGCAGGCACUGCAAGAAAUUACGGUAGAAGACCGUCAACGUUUAUUGGAUACAUCGAAAACUCAAUUAUCGGACAUUGAAAAGAGAUUGCUGAAAAAUCAAUCGGAAUUUAAAUCACAAAAUGAAAAAGUCGCUGCUGCAGCGAAAAAACAAAAGGCAGAAGCUUUGGAGGUUGAAAAAUGGAAGGCAAUUGAGAAAGAAGCACAGGAGAAAAUGGAAUCCGAUGCUAAAUACUUGGAGAAAUUAGCCAGUAAGAUGAAUAUGCUUCAACAAAAUAUAACGGAGUGUACGCAAAAAAUAACCGAAUUAGGCGCUCUUCCUAAUAAAGAGUCGUACUCAAAAUUUAGUAACAUGACAACCAAACAAUUAUUUAAAAAAAUGGAAGAAGCUAAUAGUCAUUUAAAAAAAUAUAGUCAUGUUAAUAAAAAAGCCUUGGAUCAAUUUAUGUCAUUUAGUGAACAAAAGGAAAAAUUAGUAAAGCGAAAAGAAGAAUUAGAUAGAGCAGAUGAAAAAAUUAAGGAGCUAAUGUCCGUUCUUGAACAAAGGAAAUGCGAAGCUAUUCAGUUUACCUUCAAACAAGUAAGUAAAUAUUUUUCCGAAGUCUUCAAGAAACUUGUACCAUCGGGUAGCGCACAGUUGGUUAUGAAAACAGCUGAUGGUGAAGAUAAUGACGAUACUGUACCUGAAACAGCAGAUUCUGAUCGGUUUAUCGGUGUCGGCAUUAGAGUUUCAUUUACAGGUCACAAAGGUGAAAUGCGAGAAAUGAAUCAAUUGUCUGGUGGGCAAAAGUCCCUCGUAGCCUUAGCAAAUAUCUUUGCAAUUCAAAAGUGUGAUCCGGCGCCAUUUUAUUUAUUCGACGAAAUCGAUCAAGCCCUCGAUGCACAACAUAGAAAAGCUGUUGCCGAUAUGAUUCACGAACUAAGCUCAGACGCUCAAUUUAUUACGACUACUUUCAGACCAGAAUUGUUGCAACACGCCAACAAAUUUUAUGGAGUGAAAUUUAGAAACAAGGUUUCGCACGUUGAAUGUGUAACGAGAGAAGAAGCAGCAGACUUUGUGGAAGAUGAUCAAACUCAUGCAUAGAUAUAUAGAUAUUUUGGACUAUCGCGUCAUUUUAUUUUUUCAUUAAUAUUUAAAAAUAGUUUA